Peromyscus leucopus (white-footed mouse) is the source of this 958-nucleotide messenger RNA. Its product is annotated as probable alcohol sulfotransferase. Gene Ontology annotation, biological process: sulfation. The transcript is spliced from 6 exons. Gene Ontology annotation, molecular function: sulfotransferase activity. NCBI's taxonomy places the organism in Eukaryota, Metazoa, Chordata, Mammalia, Rodentia, Cricetidae. Gene Ontology annotation, cellular component: cytoplasm. The record is from RefSeq and is a predicted model, not a curated record. Bases 81 to 935 code for a protein of 284 amino acids.
UUACCUCUCAGCAUUUGCCAUAAGCGGAACAGGUGAUCAAUGCUGGGAUUUUCACAACACCAAGAAAUAGUUUUUUUGGGAUGUCAGCCUACUUUUGGUUUGAGGGAAUAUCUUUCCAUGCUAUGGUGCAUAAAAGAGAAAUUAUUGAAGAAAGCCGUGAUAAAUUUGUGAUCAGAGAUGAAGACACAGUCAUACUGAGUUAUCCUAAAUCAGGAACUAACUGGCUGAUUGAGACUGUCUGCUUGAUUCAGACCAAGGGAAAUCCCAAAUGGAUCCAAUCUGUGCCUGUCUGGCAACGCUCACCCUGGAUAGAGACUAAAAAGGGAUUUCCAAUAUUAAUCAAUAAGGAAGGACCACGCCUCAUGUCCUCCCACCUCCCUUUCCAUCUUUUCCCCAAGUCUUUCUUCAGAUCCAAGGCCAAGGUGAUCUAUAUCAUCAGAAAUCCCAGAGAUGUUCUUGUGUCUGCUUAUUUUUUCCGUCAUAAAAUAAAACUUAUUGAUAAUCCAGAGUCACUAGGAACUUACUUUGAAUUGUUCCUCAAAGGAAAUGUGCCAUGUGGAUCAUGGUUUGAGCACACCCGUAACUGGCUGUCUAUGAGAGAAAAUGACAACUUCCUGUUAAUAAGCUAUGAAGACAUGAAAAAGAAUACAAGGGUAACCAUAGAGAAGAUCUGUGACUUCCUAGGAAAGAAAUUGGAACCAGAUGAGCUAGAUCUGGUCCUCAAGUACAGCUCCUUCCAAGCCAUGAAAGAAAUCAAAAUGUCUAAUUUUAGUCUUAACCCAGAAGAUGUGCUUACUAAUGGUUUGGUCCACAUGAGAAAAGGCACAACUGGGGACUGGAAGAAUCACUUUACAGUAGCCCAAGCAGAAGCCUUUGAUAAAGUAUUCCAGGAGAAAAUGGCUGGUUUCCCUCCAGGGCUGUUUCCAUGGAAAUAAAUCAUUAAAACUUCAUAAUCUUA